This is a messenger RNA of Dalotia coriaria, 3367 nucleotides long. Its product is annotated as metabotropic glutamate receptor 5-like. NCBI's taxonomy places the organism in Eukaryota, Metazoa, Arthropoda, Insecta, Coleoptera, Staphylinidae. Bases 154 to 3156 code for a protein of 1000 amino acids. The record is from RefSeq and is a predicted model, not a curated record. Gene Ontology annotation, molecular function: adenylate cyclase inhibiting G protein-coupled glutamate receptor activity; G protein-coupled receptor activity involved in regulation of postsynaptic membrane potential. The transcript has 8 exons. Gene Ontology annotation, cellular component: postsynaptic density membrane; plasma membrane. Gene Ontology annotation, biological process: G protein-coupled glutamate receptor signaling pathway; regulation of synaptic transmission, glutamatergic.
GACCCCUCGCGGACGUGAACACACUGCCGCCCCUCAGCCCGUCAUGUUGCGACGCGCCGCGUAAAACUUUACCGCCGUGCGCGUGCAUCCCUAAAAGAUGAUCGUCUCGCACGAGUAUUUCGCAUUUGCCAAAAAUGUUUUCUAACUAAUACCAUGAAUGGUGUAAGUCUGUUCUGUCUGGUUGUGUGCUUUUUCCCAUUGUUGGAAAGCGCCACAACCCCACAGGAAGAACAACAGCACACCGCAAUCAAUGGCAAUUUUAUGAUCGGUGCUCUUUUUCCCAUCCACCACAUGCCGCAGAGCAAACAAGGCCGGAAACAGAGCUACGGGAUCAAAUGCGGUGAGAUCCGUGAACAAUACGGAAUCCAACGUAUUGAAGUAGCUCUUCAUACAAUUGAUAAAAUCAACGAUGAUCAGACAAUCUUGCCCAACAUCACAUUGGGAAUAGAAAUCCGUGAUGAUUGCUGGUAUGCUCCUGUGGCGUUGCAACAGAGUAUUGAAUUAAUACGUGAAACCAUUGCUCCUGCAUCCAUACACCAUGACAGUUGUUUGAACAUUACUGGAUCACCAAGAAUUAAAAACGCAAAAGGACCUUUGAUUGGUGUUGUUAGUCCUGGCAGUAGUUCUGUGGCAUUGCAAGUGCAGAAUCUUUUGCAAUUGUUUCACCUACCUCAGAUCGGAUACUCUACGACGUCAAAGGAUCUGUCCGAUAAGAGUCGCUUCAACUAUUUUUUACGCGUGGUGCCGUCGGAUUACUUCCAGGCGCAGGUGAUGCUCGACGUUGUGCGUUUUCACGAGUGGACGUAUGUAUCCAUAGUCAAUACGGACGAAAACUACGGCCAGUCAGGAAUCCAGGCAUUUCGUGAGCUUGCUGAAGAAGCAGAUGUCUGCAUAGCACGAGAAGAUUCCGUGUUAAGUAAUUCGCCGGAAGAUACCUUCGACAAGGUGAUCAUCAACCUUCGACAGGACCCGAAUGCUUACGUAGUGGUCUGUUUCUGCGAGGGUUUUACUGUGCGGGGAUUGCUUGCUGCAACGAAGCGCCUCAACAUGAGCAACCACUUUCUAUUCAUCGGGAGUGAUGGUUGGGCUGAUAGAGCUGACGUAACUCAAGGAUUAGAAGAACAAGCAUGGGGCAGCAUCUCAAUUAGAAUACACUCUCCGUACGUCAAUGACUUUGAUAACUAUUAUUGGGGAUUGACUCCUUCAAACAAUGCUAGAAACCCGUGGUUCAAUGAGUUCUGGCAGUUUCGUUUCGGUUGCACCUUGCCGGACGACGCCACAUCAAACAGAAUUGAUUUAACCCCCACAGAAAGCACGCAGGAUGAAUUUGAUUCUAACGAAAACAUGAAUUCAACUAUGUCUUCAUCUACCGUCAAAGGAAAUCAGAUUCCGGAAGUAAAAAAUGAAAAAAAGAGAAUUUGUACAGGGCGUGAGGAUCUCAGUGACGGAUACCGACAGGACCCGAAGUUGAGUUUCGUCAUCAAGGCGAUCAACAGCUUCGCUUAUGGUUUGCAUAACAUGCAGCAGGAUCUCUGCGGUCAGGAUUUUAUCGGCAUGUGCGAUAAACUGUUACCCUUUAAUGGAUCUCUUUUUAAGAACUAUUUGCUGAACGUGUCUUUUGACUACCACGGGGAUCCGGUGGAGUUCGACGAGAAUGGCGAUCCUCCCGGACGCUACGAUAUCAUGAACUAUCAGCGGCUCGGCGACGACACUUAUGAUUACGUGCACGUCGGUGACUGGAAUAAUAGGAGCUUGGGUUGGGUGAAGCCGGUGCAGUUUGGACCGCGCGCAGCUGUUCAUUCGGUGUGCUCGCAAAAAUGUCCCAUGGGGCAUUACAAGAAUAUACAACUUGGUGGGAAGGAUAAAAGAUGUUGCUGGGUGUGUGUCAAAUGCCCAGCUGGUGAGAUCCUUGACCAAGCAUCGGAUUCUCUGAGAUGUGAAAAGUGCCCAUUGGGGUUUUCCCCAGAUGCAAAUCAAACAGUUUGUCUGCGUUUGGACAUUGUCUAUACCCAAUGGUUUGAUACCCAAGCAAUUGUAGCGAUGGUCUUUGCAUCCUUGGGUUUUGUAACCACUUGGUUCUCGUUAGCCAUCUUUGUUUUGUACAAUAACACACCCGUUGUAAAAUCUUCCACAAAAGAACUCUCCUACAUCAUACUGGUCGGUAUGAUGUUAUCACAUGGAUCAAUUUUCGCCAUAUUGGCUAAACCUUCUCUAAUCAGUUGUGCCCUAACUCGUUUUCUCCCCGGAUUAAGUUUUGCGAUGAUAUACGCAGCUUUGCUAACAAAAACCAAUCGGAUAGCAAGAAUAUUAGCUGUUUCUAAGAAAUGCUUCCCAACUAGAAAACGUCUCUUCAUGUCCAGCGCGUCUCAGGUGGUCAUAACCACAAUGCUUAUUGCAAUUGAGUGUCUGAUAUCAAUCUGGAUGCUUUUCUAUCAGCGCCCAGAUAUAGCCCAUAGUUACCACUCGAAUAAAACAGUUCUAGAAUGUAAUACAACCCCUGAAGGAGUGGUCACACCUCUUGCUUUUGACUUUUUUCUAAUUUUAUUGUGUACACUAUACGCGUUGAAGACCCGUAAUGUCCCUGAAAACUUCAACGAAGCCAAGUUCAUCGGUUUUGCAAUGUAUACAACCUGCGUGAUUUGGAUAGCAUUCGUCCCAAUUUAUUUCGGUAGCGAUUCUAAAGUAAUCACAAUGUGUAUGUGUGUUACUCUAAGUGCCACAGUCACAUGGACAUUCCUCUUCAUUCCAAAAUUGUACAUUAUUAUUCUAAGACCCGAAAGGAAUAAUCGCUCAUAUUUUACAACCAGUAAAAGUAUCCGAUGUCAUAUUGGCUCCAAAGUUUCUACAGCAGUAUCUACAAAGAGUUCCGUCAAUAGUUGGAGGGAUAAUCCAUCAGCUACUUCAACUACAACUACGCUUGCUGUUGCUAAUCAACAACAACAGAAUAUUAAAGAAACAGCACCACAUCAAAGGUCAUUUGCUUGUCAAACCGGUUUGGAGCUAUUGCAGGUCCUUUUAAGUCCCAAAAUAUUGAUGGAUACUUAUUCCCCAAAGAAGACGGUGGUUCCCCGCAUCACAGAAAGGAAUUGUUGUGAUGCACCAAGUUGUUGCUAUAAAAAGAUCACCAUACGACUGCCGGAAUCUUCCGACGCAUAAAUAACCAAACGAAAACAUUGUGUUCAUAAACGACGAAGAACACCACAAAAAUCAAUCAAUUGUAACAAUAACAAGUUUAAGGACCAAUUAUCCGCAACUCAAUGGAUCAAUAUAGAUGAAUAUCCAAACCGAAAUCAAAAUCAACGACAGCGUAAUCAUUAUUUUUAAUGAGGAUAUCCCACUAGAAAAAUAAACACAUGAACCAAACAAA